AUGCUGUCGCCAUGGACCUCGACACAGGCACUACGCGGGCUGGGACGACAUGUCGGUGUCGGGGCACACAAGGUCAACUCUGUUGUCAGCUCCCUGUACCUCGCCGACCGCGACGUGGGCACUUCACGUCGCACCACCUUGACGAGCUCGCGACACCCGCCGCACGUCUCGCGCUUGAGCGUCCGUGCAUUCCACACCGCAGCUCCAUCCUUGGCCAUUGCCGACGACAUUGCGCGUGCCGUCACCGGAGCUGCGGCUGCCAACGCCCCCGAUGUCCUCGAAGCGAUCGGGGGAUUGGCCAACGCUGACCGCCUAAAGCGUGUUGCGCGCGACUUUAGAACCGAUACCAUCACCAUUCCGACCGAUGCUCAGAUCCUUUACGCUCUGCGAGCAUCCCGCGGCGACGAUGUGUACCGAGAGGACCCGACGACCAACGCGCUCGAAGAACGCGUCGCCCGCUUGUCAGGAAAGGAGGCCGCCCUCUUCUGCUCGUCGACGACCAUGUCCAACCAGCUGGCCAUCCGCUCCACGCUCACGCAGCCGCCCCACAGCAUCAUCUGCGACCACCGCGCCCACACUUACAUGUGGGAGGCUGGCGGUGCGGCCCUCUUCUCGCAAGCGACGAGCCACGCGCUCACGCCAUCCAACGGGCUGCACCUGACGGCCGACGACAUUGAACGUAACCUCUGUCUCGGCAACGACAUUCACUUUGCCCCCAACCGCAUGAUAUCGCUCGAGAACACAAUGUCCGGCGUAGUGUUCCCCCAGGAAGAGAUUCUCAAGAUCCACAGCUUGGCCAAGAAGCACGACCUGGCGCUCCACCUGGACGGUGCGCGCGCGUGGAAUGUCGCUGCCAGGGAGCUCGAGCGACGGGGACUGGACGCAAGCAAAGAUACGGACAUUCAAGCUGUCCUGUCCGAGCUGCUCGAGCCCUUUGACACUGUGGGGCUCUGCCUGUCCAAGGGUCUCGGCGCACCCAUCGGCUCCAUCCUCGUGGGCAGCAAGAGCCUGAUCGACCGUGCGCGCUGGUUCCGCAAGAUGUUCGGCGGCGGAUGGCGGCAGAGCGGGCUGCUGGCCGCCCAGGCUGACUGGGCCAUUACCCACCACAUGCCGCGUCUGGCGGGGACACACAAGCUCGCUGCGCGCCUCGCAGAGGGCCUGGAGGAUGCCGGGUGCGAGAUUUUGGCGCCAGUCCACACCAACAUGGUCUACUUUGACCCGUCGCCGUUGGGCCUGUCGACAGACACGGUCAUGGCUGCACUUGCGGCUCUCCCAGACCCCAUUGUCCUGCAGGACAACCGCUGUGUUAUUCACCACCAGACGUCGCCAAAGGCUGUCGAGGACCUGGUGGCCGAGGUCCACCGGCUGGGCCACGAAGCGCCCCAGUCUGAGCGCGGCAAGGCCAAGAAGGCAAAACUCGGGUACUAG
This is a messenger RNA of Apiotrichum porosum, 1428 nucleotides long. Its product is annotated as Threonine aldolase. The transcript has 2 exons. Gene Ontology annotation, biological process: L-threonine catabolic process; glycine biosynthetic process. Gene Ontology annotation, cellular component: cytosol. The record is from RefSeq and is a predicted model, not a curated record. NCBI's taxonomy places the organism in Eukaryota, Fungi, Basidiomycota, Tremellomycetes, Trichosporonales, Trichosporonaceae. Gene Ontology annotation, molecular function: L-allo-threonine aldolase activity. Bases 1 to 1428 code for a protein of 475 amino acids.